Messenger RNA from Myripristis murdjan (pinecone soldierfish), 2000 nucleotides. Its product is annotated as vang-like protein 1. The record is from RefSeq and is a predicted model, not a curated record. Gene Ontology annotation, cellular component: membrane. The coding region runs from base 346 to 1956 and encodes 536 amino acids. NCBI's taxonomy places the organism in Eukaryota, Metazoa, Chordata, Actinopteri, Holocentriformes, Holocentridae. Gene Ontology annotation, biological process: multicellular organism development. The transcript is spliced from 9 exons.
UCACUGCCAGGGUGAUUCCUACGGUUACUGAGGCUGCUUCCUACUGUAGCCUACCUACCGUGUGCUCUGGGGCAAACUAUUUUAUCACCUCUGGAUCAAAUAUCACGCACAGGAAUGACAUCUCCGCCGCUAAAGGGUUGAUGUUUCCUCACCGUGCGCCCCCAGGGUUGCUUUCAAGAUUGACUGCCGACAGUGUGCCACCCUCGUCCGUUUCUUGAGCGAGCCAGUUGAUCGCCUCUUGCCCGACGAGGCCGCCACAAGGUUCCGCUGCGGCUGCCGGCGGUCAGACCUCACAAACUCUGCUGCUUUGGCCUCGGCCAAUUGCCUGGGCAGGACUGCAUCGCCAUGGACACAGAGUCCACCUACUCGGGAUAUUCCUACUACUCCGGACGUUCCCGGGGAUCGCAUAGGCAUGGGGAGCGAAGCCGUGACCGCCACAAGUCCCGCAGUAAAGACAGCCGCUCGGAGAAGUCUGUAACCAUUAACGCGCCGCCGGCCGAGCCGCUGCUGGGCGACUCGACAGUUCGGGGUGAGGAGGUCCAGGAUGACAACUGGGGUGAGACCACCACGGCCGUCACAGGCACGUCAGAGCACAGCCUCUCGCAGGAGGACAUCGUGCGGAUCACCAAGGACUUGGAGGACAGCGUGGGGCUGGACUGCCGGCGUUACUUCACGCUGACGUUGGCCGUGGUCCUGGGCCUGCUGGUGUUCCUCACCCCCCUGGCCUUCCUGGUGCUGCCCCAUCUGCUGUGGCCCGAGAAGCUGCAGAGCUGCGGCACGGCCUGCGAGGGCCUCUUCAUCUCCGUGGCCUUCAAGCUACUCAUCCUGCUGCUGGCCGUCUGGGCGCUGUUCUUCCGGCCGCCGCGCGCCGGCCUGCCGCGGGUCUUCGUGUUCCGGGCGCUGCUCGCCGUGCUGGUGCUGCUCUUUGUGGUCUCCUAUUGGCUGUUUUAUGGCGUGAGGAUACUCGACUCACAGGAUGAGAACUACCAGGGCAUCGUGCAGUACGCCGUGUCCCUGGUGGACGCUCUGCUCUUCAUCCACUACCUGGCCAUCGUCCUGCUGGAGCUCCGGCAGCUCCAGCCGUGCUUCUCCGUGUGCGUCACGCGCUCCACAGAUGGAGAGACGAGGCAGUACAACCUGGGACAGCUCAGUAUUCAGCGGGCAGCGCUGGCCAUCGUGGAGAACUACUACCGUGACUUCCCGGUCCAUAACCCGGCUCUGCUCACUGCCUCAAAGUCCCGCGCCGCCAAGCACCUGGCCGGCCUCAAAGUCUACAACGUGGAUGGUGAGUUCCCAGCAGCCCCCGCUGAGGGUCCGGGGAACAAUGCAGCGGCGGGACUCGCCCACUCCCAGUCCAGAGCCAUGAUCGCAGCGGCCGCCCGCCGCAGGGACACCAGCCACAAUGAGCUGUACUACGAAGAGGCCGAGCACGAGCGGCGUGUACGCAAACGCAAAGCGCGACUGGUGGUGGCGGUAGAGGAGGCGUUCACCCAUAUAAAGCGCAUGCAGGAGGAGGAGCAGAAGAAGGCUCCGGGGGACGUGAUGGACCCCCGCGAGGCAGCCCAGGCCAUCUUCCCGUCCAUGGCGCGCGCCCUGCAGAAGUACCUGCGGACCACCAAGCAGCAGCACUGCCACAGCAUGGAGAGCAUCCAGCAGCACCUCGCCUUCUGCAUCACCAACAAUAUGACGCCCAAGGCGUUCCUGGAGAGCUACCUGACCCCGGGGCCGACCCUGCAGUACAGCCGCGACCGCUGGCUGGCCCGCCAGUGGACGCUCAUCAGCGAGGCGUCGGUCACCAGCGGCCUGAAGGACGGCGCCGUCUUCCUGCUCAAGUGCAUAGACUUCAGCCUGGUGGUGACGGCCAAGAAGAUUCCCUACAUCCAGAUGUCGGAAGAGUACAUCGACCCCAAGUCGCACAAGUUUGUCCUCCGGUUACAGUCCGAGACCUCCGUGUAGGACUCCACACCUUUUUUUUUUUUUUUUUAAAUUCCUCACCUUUU